AACCUUCUGCAUGCACAGAUCAUUCCACUUAAUAACAUAUCCUUUCAGAUUCUCUGGGCCAUGCUUACACUGCUAUAUAAGCUUAAUCUUCAUAUUGUGAACCCAGCGAUGGCUGCUUUCAAAAAAGCAGUGAUGAUUUCAGGUGGACACGCUGCAGGUUUGCCAAGGGAGGGAAGUGGCUGGGAUGUGCUAAUGCAGGUGGGUGGAGAGGGUGAGUGUGGCCUCCUGUAUACAAGGAAAAUGCCUCUAAUGUGAAAAUUCUUGAAAACUCUGUGUUUUAAAUUUUAGUUUCUUCCCCCCCCCCCAAACUGUUGCCUCUUUGUGAAUGCAUUGAAUCAACAUAAUUGUGAGAUCUGGAAAGCAUCCCAACAACUCAAGAUUAUAUAUUAGUCCAGUAGGAAUACAGAAGGAGCUGUUCCGCCUUUGCUGUGGUCUUUGAUGCUGUCUCAUAGUGUAGAUGAGUCCUGUGUACAGAAUCAGCAUAAAAUCAAGUUUGUGAUGUAUUGAUUCUACGCAAGCGCAGCUCUUCUUUUCCAGUGUACCCAGCAAAAAAUAAAAGAUGCAAACAGGCUGAGGUGGUCCCUCCAGUCAGUGUUUCAUCUUCACCGUUCAACACAAAGGUUCUGUACCGGGGUGCGUGCCCCACAGGCUGUGGGACGGGAGAGCGUGCGAUGCCAGGCCACCCCCUCCCACCUACAAGGGCAGCAGUGAAGUGGCUGGAAGGAUUUAUUUGAUGGAAAAGAGCAGCACAGGCACCUUUGAAGUAGCUGCUAAUCUGUGUAACCAUGGAAAUUUUGGCAAAGGCUGCUAGGAGUAAAUACUCUGGGGCAGGUCAUGGCAGUUCAUCCAGAUCUUCACCAGGGCUAUGUGCUGGCCUGCCAGAGCUUGGGCCGACCCGAAAACCCCUUCAUCGCUUGUGUGCUCCAAGAAGCUGAUAAAAUCAGAUGCUCAAAAGGGAUCACAUUAAAAAUAGCUGGAAAUAAUCAUCUGGAGCCUGUGCAGAGAGUUACAGAUGAUGAUCUUCAGGUUCUUGCCUCUGUCUUGUCCAACACUGUAUUUGUCACAGGUUUGGAUCUUCGGUAUAAUGCAUUGACUGAUGCUGCAGCAAAGCAUGUGGCAGCAUUCCUCCAGGAAAACUCCACUCUGCGGUACCUUAACCUGAUGUUUAAUGAUAUUGGCACAAGCGGAGCCGAGCUGAUAGCGAGGGCGCUCCACAGGAAUGAAACUCUUGUGUAUUUGAGAAUGACUGGAAACAAAAUAGGAAACAAAGGUGGAAUGUUCUUUGCUUCAAUGCUGCAAAUUAAUUCAACCUUAGAGAAGCUGGAUCUUGGAGACUGUGAUAUGGGCACACAGUCUCUAAUAGCAACAGCAACAGCCCUGACUCAGAACAAAUCAGUCAAAGCAAUAAACCUAAAUCGUCCUUUACUCUACAGCCAAGAGGAAGAGACCACAGUUCAUGUAGCUCUGAUGCUGAAAAAGAACUCCUCUCUGGUGGAACUGCACUUGUGCAAGCACGAAAUGAAAAACUUUGGUGUGGAGCGACUGUGUGAGGCGUUGUAUGAAAACUCCAGCCUGAAAUACCUCGAUCUGAGCUGUAAUGAAAUAACCCGCGAUGGAGUAAAAUUUUUGGCAGAACUACUGAAACGGAACCAAACCCUGGAAAUCCUAGAUCUGAAUGCAAACCGGAUGGAAGAUGAUGGAGCCAUCUACCUGAGUGAAGCCUUGGCUUUGAACAACAGGACCCUUCAGGCGUUGUCAGUAGUAAGCAACAAUAUAAGUGGCAAAGGACUUACAGCUCUUGCGGAUGCAAUGAAAGCAAACAUGGAACUCUCCUAUAUUUACAUUUGGGGGAACAAAUUUGACGAAGCCACCUGUAUAGCGUUUUCAGAAUUAAUUGAGACGGGCCGCUUGAAACCCAACCGUACGGACGUGGAGCCCUAUGAAGUGGAGGGGCACGUUCACCUGGCAGAGCUCUCCUAUGGCCUCAAGAAGCACUACUACUGGACACCCAGCUGUGGGGAGGGGACAAACAGGGACGCCAACGCCAGCCUGGCAGUCACCGCGGUGUCAGAGCACUUGUGAGUGAGGUGGUGGCAGCUGGAUGCCCUCCACGUGCUUCAAGUUUUCCUGUCUUGUUUCUAGUCAAAUAGAUUCUGUCAGUACCCAACUUGCUGAAUGUUGUGUUUUCAGGGUCUGUGGUCUAAAGUGGAAUUAGAGAUAAAAUAUGGAAGCAGUGACCUUAAAAUUUGUUGCUAAAAACGCACGAGUUUAAUAUUAAAGACUUAUUAAUGUGGAAAUGUAUUAAUUUUUCUGGAGUUCUUUCUAUUACACGCUAUCUCCUUUGCUUUA
Molecule: messenger RNA, 2349 nt
Organism: Calidris pugnax (ruff)
Lineage: Eukaryota; Metazoa; Chordata; Aves; Charadriiformes; Scolopacidae
Gene: LRRC34
Product: leucine rich repeat containing 34
Exons: 13
Coding region: 835-2082 (415 amino acids)
Molecular function (GO): protein binding
Source: RefSeq, a predicted model, not a curated record